UAAUAAAUAUGGAGUACACAUAUCUCAGCUGCGAAUUGUCCAAACCAAUACCCAUCAUUGCCGAAGCCACCGCAGCCGCCGCUCUCUGCCGCCGCACGCUGUCCAUCUCUGUCUCCGCUCGCUCUUUCAACCGAUUUAUAGCCAGACAAAGUUUUAUCUGGAAGAAGGAUAUGGCAAAAAGUGUUUGACUGAAUUUACACUGUUGUGGAAUAUAUCUAAAGAAGAGAGGGAAGUUUCAAAUGGCAUUAAGCAAGAGAUCAUGGAAAAAUCUUGUGUUAGAUUUCCGUGACCACACUGCAAAUUUCAGAUUUUAUAGCUCCAAAGUAGACUUGAAAAAGAUGAGGUCUAUGAUAUUGAAAAGAAUAGAAAAUAGAGCUAAAGACUAUCCUGUAAAAGACUUGGUUCCUGUUGCUAAUGAUGUCCUUAAGGCUAGAAUGACGCUUAUUCAAAGUCUAUCUGUUCUAAUCCAAGUGGUUCCUGUAGUUGCUUGCAAGUUCUGUCCUGAAGUGCAUGUUGGUGAGAAAGGUCAUUUAAUCCAGACUUGCUGGGGUCAUAGGCGUGGUGUGAAGAAUCGGGUUCAUGAAUGGAUAACUGGUGGUUUAAAUGAUAUACUCGUUCCUGUGGAGACGUUUCGCCUUAAUAGUAUGUUUCAAAAGGUAAUUAAACAUGAUCAAAGAUUUGAUUAUGAUCGUGUUUCUGCAGUUGUUGAGCUGUGUAGGCAAGCGGGAGCUGAUGUAACCGAUGAGAAUUUACAAUAUGAUGUAAAGAGUUCAGAUAAUGUUUUAAGGUGUGUUGAGAAAGUUGAGUAUUUAUCGCCUGACAAUCUCAAGUUUCUAGCUAAUGGAGUUUUGAGUACAUGGGAGAUACUUAGAUUAGGAGUUCAAAAACUGUUAUUAGUUUAUCCGGCAAAAGUUUGCAAGUAUUGUUCAGAAAUUCAUGUUGGACCAUCUGGACAUAAGGCUCGACAAUGUGGGAUAUUUAAGUAUGAGAGUUGGCGUGGAUCACACUUUUGGCAGAAAGCAGGAGUUAAUGAUCUGGUUCCGCAAAAGAUGGUGUGGCGGCGGCGGCCUCAAGAUCCGCUGGUUCUUUUAAAUGAAGGGAGAGAAUUUUAUGGACAUGCUCCAGCAAUAGUGGACAUGUGCUCAAAGGCUGGUGCUACUAUACCAACAAAGUAUGCUUGCAUGAUGAAAAUUCAGGGUUUGCCCGGACCACUUUGAUUUUUGGAGAAGAUAGAUUGGUUGGAAAUCAACUUAUGCAACUCAGGGAAUUGGAGUUGGAGUCUGUAGAGUAAAUGUUAUUUUGCAUUGUCAUUCUACCUUGUCUUUUUCUUGAUAAUCAAAUGCUGUGGUAUACUAUAGUAUGUGCUCUUUUCUCAUCUAAUUUGAUUAUAAGGCGCUAUUGAGUUGCCUUAUCAACACGUUGUAGGUUGACUCAAAGUUAUACCUCUCUCAGUUCUAGUGCUCUAACUUGAUUUUUUUGAAUCCUUUUCGUUUUCCUAAAUUUGAGUUGGCUGAGCUGAAGUGUUGUUCGUGUUUAAUUGUGACCCGUUAUUGUUUCUUAUGAUAAUUUUUACUUAAGUUGUUCCCUGGCUCUGGGGAAAGUUAAAGAUGCAUCAAAGUAUUAUAAGUGUUUAUAGUCAGGAAGUGACAAUGUAUUGACAGAAAAGUUGCAGUAGAAGCCUCGGAAAAGGCACAGGGAGUCUUUUGGAAUUGCGGACGGCUUGAUUAUAAGUCCAUACUCAGAAAAUUUUCUUGGUUUGUGUGUCCUACUAGUGCUUGGAAAAGUUCUUGGCAUGGAGACAAGAUUCUUGUCCAUAUGGAAUUAUCUAAGAAUACAACAUAGUAUGAACAGAGUUAUGUGAUCAGACUUUUGAUUCUUUUGAAAAGAACUCUUUUAUACAAGAUACCGGUUAUGAGUCAGCGGAUCUGGAUAGUACUGAACUUACGAAAGACGCAUCCUUUCAUCUUUGGGGGUAUUACCUGAUAUUGAAAUCUUGCUUAUAUUUUGGAAAGCUGGUGGAGGCUAUUGGAUUACUAGGAAAGCAAGAGGAACUGAUCGCAAAGAGGAACAGUAACAAGAUGGUAGAAUCAUUACUACCCUUAGUUGCCACUGUACGAUAACUUUUAUGUCAUAAGAUAGCAUCAUAGCAUGAAUGUUGCCAUUGAGACCUUAACAGAAAUCUCGUGCAGCAAUCUCAACAGGCAGUCUCAUGAUCAGGCAUGAAAGUCCAGAAGUUGUCAGUGUAUUACUCUCGUCCCGCGGGUUGGAUUACACCUAUAUUCAUACUGCAGGAAUGCUACGAUAACCAUCUAAAAUCCACUGCAAAAUUAUAAAUAAAAGUACUGUCCUGAAGUGGAUGUUAAAAUGUCCUUUGAUUCAGACUUGUCGGGGCCAUAGGCGUGGUGAGAAAGAUCAAUGUCGGGCUAAUGAAUGGAGAAAAACGACUGUAUAUGAUGUAUUUGUUCCAGUGAAGACAUUUCGCCUUAAGUCUAUGUUUAACAAGGUAAAAAAACACGACACACGAUAUGAUUAUUAUCGUGUUUCUGCAGUUGUUGAUUUGUGUUGGGUAGGGGGUGCUAAAGUUACUGAUGGAGAUUUUACUUUAUGGUAUAAAGAGAACAGAUAAUAUUAAGUUUGAUAAAAUGGUGCAUUAUCAAUCGAGGAUAUCAAGUUUUUAGCUAAUGGCACUUUUGAGUGCUUGGGAGACACUUAGAUCAGGAGUUGAAAAACUAUUAUUAGUUCAUUCGGCGAAAAUUUGCAAGCAUUGUUCCCAAGUUCAUGUUGGAACAUUUGGACAUAAGGCUCAUAGAUGUAGUUUUUCUAAAAUGUUUGCUUCGCCCGGACCACCGCACUUAUGGCAGAAUCCAGGGGUUGAUGAUCUGGUUCCCCAAAGGACGCUGUGGCGCGGGCGGCCUGUCUUUUAAAUGAAGAGAGGGAGUUUCAUUCACAAGCUCCGGCAAUGGUGGAACUGUGCUUAAAGGCUGGUGCUACUAUACCAACAAAGUUGGUUGCAUGACCUAUAAUUUCUAAGUUCAACUGUGGAAAUUGGAGUCUGUAGAGCUUUUAUUAUUUGUGUCGUACAAUUUUGAUAUCUUGUUUUCGUGUUUCAUAUAUAUAAAUGCUUUUAGAAUUUCGAACUUCUAUUUUUAUAACUUAUUUAUUUAAGAAAUUUCAUUUUGCUUUUCUGCUGA
This is a messenger RNA of Mercurialis annua (annual mercury), 3191 nucleotides long. Its product is annotated as APO protein 4, mitochondrial. Gene Ontology annotation, molecular function: RNA binding. The transcript is spliced from 10 exons. The coding region runs from base 240 to 1217 and encodes 325 amino acids. Lineage: Eukaryota; Viridiplantae; Streptophyta; Magnoliopsida; Malpighiales; Euphorbiaceae. The record is from RefSeq and is a predicted model, not a curated record.